This is a messenger RNA of Saxophila tyrrhenica, 3567 nucleotides long. RefSeq lists its product as uncharacterized. Bases 1 to 3567 code for a protein of 1188 amino acids. Gene Ontology annotation, molecular function: protein binding. The transcript has 2 exons. The record is from RefSeq and is a predicted model, not a curated record. NCBI's taxonomy places the organism in Eukaryota, Fungi, Ascomycota, Dothideomycetes, Mycosphaerellales, Extremaceae.
AUGGCUACGGCGCCUUCGGCCAACAUUCAUGAAUGUCGAGCGCUGGCGCAAAGAUGCUGGAGCCAGUGUCGAGAUUCAGCUUCAUCCUUUAGGCUCCUAACUGGUAGUGUGCGCCAGCUGCGCAACACUCUGGAGGAAGUUGAAGAACUAGUCGAAGACUUCCGGACGCUGGGCCCAAACGAUCUGAAGCUGCUUCACGAUGUAGCGAGAGCCAGGAAAACGCUACAGCAACUGCACUCUGCACUGGAAGCCCACUGCGGUCCGGGAUAUGACACCGUCAACGAGAACGACGUCUCAGACAUCAAGACGAGUCUGGACGUCACCAACCGCGAGUUGUCUUCGGCGCUUGCAGCGGUGACUGGGGGCGAGAGCCAGGUACAGGCUCAGCUGGACAUCCGCACCAGUGCAGAGCCCUCCGGGCCUUCCUCAGUCUCCUCACUAUCUGGCAGGUCGGAUAGCGCAUUCGAUCGCAAGUCAAGUCGCACAUCGAGCGCUUGGUCGCCAACUCGUUCAGAUGCCGCCAACCGAAAUAGGGCGCAGCAGCAAAUUAGCGAUGAGAAGGAAGUGCACGAUUUUGGGCGAGAGUACCUUCGGUCCCUGUCGCCAAUGAAUGCAGAGGAUAGUAGAGCUUCUUUGGACUGGAGGUCACCUUUCGCCUCUCCUGACCCGCUAUCAAUGAGCUUCGAGCAGGCUUCUGCAAUGAUUAUGACUGAGGAGGACGAUGCCGCCAUGAGUGCUACUUCCGGCCCAGCUAUGUUCUCAAACCCGCCCGCGGAGCUUGAGGUGCCAACGCAAGUAAUCUCUGCAGUGGAUUCCGCGUCUAACAGCGGAGAACAAUCCGAUUCAGGUUCCGCAGCGUCGACCACAUUCUCGAGUCCGCAAGCAGAGCAUGCGAAGACGUUGGGAUCAAUCUCGAAGCCCAACGACCCAGACCGGAACGGAGAACAGCCCGAGGGCACACAUCCAGUCCCCUCGCCGCAAAGAAAGAGAAGUAGCUCGGAUUCGGCAGUUGCAACCACCAACGAUGCGAGCAUCGAUCCCGUCGUCCGCAGGGCCUCAACAAUGGAUAUGACACACCUAAGUCCAAUGUCUGCUGCAACAAACUUCAGCUACAAGAGGCGAAACAGUUCACUAUCUUCGAUAUGUGAGACGGCCGAGCAAGAAGCCAAGCCAGCUAGGCGAAAGCAUAUCGCUUCUCUCGUGGUUCUCGAUCGCAGCAAAUCCAGCAUAAGCCUGUGUGAACCAGUGGAAGCAGUAGCUCCUAAUGCGGAGCAGGAGAAUGGUGACGCCGUCGACCUGCUCAGGAAUGAGCUGAGCCUCGUGUUUGGAAACACGGCCGAUGCUGAGGAAGAGCAGCCUCCAACCCCUUCAACUCCUCCACCUGAGCCUACGCCAACAGACUCUCCACCCAGCGCACCUGCGUCUCCAGCAGCACCGGCUCGCCAGCCUCCACCACCACCUUCUCCGCGAAGUACCAGGUCGUCAGCGCGCACAUCAGCAUAUCGGAUCGUCAACGCUCCGGUCAGAGAGGACAGUUCAUCAGAGGACGAAUUGCCGGCUUCUCCAAAACCGGUGGUAUCACUGGAGAUACCACGAGUCUCGGUUGCCGACCACGAUGAGGAGGUCGCGAGCGGUGUUGUCGCUGGAUGUUCUGUGGAGGACCCUGAGGGUGCUUCUACGACGACGACGGCUACUGGCCACCUCUCAAAAAGUCGUGCAGAGCCUCUCGAGCUGGAAAAGCACAGCAAGGAUCAGGACCAGGACCAGGAUCAGGAUUCUGUCGAGAUGCCACCGCCGCUCCCUAGUCGUCCUUCGAAGGAUGGAACGGGCAAUGGGGGCCGAGAUUCUCAGCAGGGCGUGGUGGCGCUCGCCGCGUCCUCCUCAAAGCUAGCUACAGCAUUCUCAAUGGACACCAAUAGGCUCGCGAAAGCGAAACUUGUUGAUGUCAGCAAGGAUAAACCAAGCAAAGGCAGAUCUCCGCUUAACACCCAGACUGUCAGUCACGCACCCAAGAAGCAAUCUAGCGUGGACACUGCGAUGAAUGGCCUGAAGCCGAGCUUGUGGAAGGAGACCAUGGACUCGUAUAAAGGCAGCUGGCGACAGAGCCGGGCCGCGCUGACGUCUGAUGUGAGGGCUUUACCUGCUCCGACAGAACUGCAAGACACUCCGGUGACAGAGUGGUAUACUCCUGAGAAGACGAGUCUCGACGUGGCCGGGCCCGACCCGUCUGCACUUGACAACGAGCGUCAGUACCACAUCGUUCACUUUUUCAACGCUUCCCUGUGGUCGCAGGCUGAAGCCUACUUGAUGGAGUAUCUCUCAAUCCUACGGGAACAGGGCGAUCUUGCACGCGCGAGACGAGUACGCCACCUCCUCGGUGUCUGUGCGAGCUUCCAAGGAGAACUCGAGCGUGCCAUCUCCCUCUUUCAAUCCGUCAUUCGCAGCCCGAUCAGUAACCUAUCUGAGCUCGACGACGGCGACUGCUCGGCAGCAUACUGGCUGGGAGACGCAUACGCCCUGCUCAACAAGCGGACGGAGGCAUUGAUAUCCUACUGCGUCGCGGAACGUAGUUCGCUCUUCCGCACCGGCGAUCUGGCUGGCUUGAGCACUUUGGUGCGGCUCGAGCAGGAGGCAGUCCAGCUUGGAGUGGCCAAGUCUGAUUUCAAGCUUCGCUUUGCUCAAGAAGCCUGGAAGGAUUCGGCGCCACAUGAGCCUGUGUCCAUCUUGGAUACUCAAGCGAUCACUUUGCCAGCAGUCAAAGCGUUACUAGAAAGCGGUAGUGCACCGGACAGGGGCCAGUCAAGCAGCCAGCUUCAGACAGAUCCGAACCGCUACCGCUCCAGCUCUUUCCUAAAGCUCGACAGAUCAGCCCAAGGAGCAGACUAUCAUCGCACUAGAAUCACAGCUGAAAGCUUCCAGCCGAACUCACCUUGGCCGUUGAUGUACGAUCCCUUCUUCUCCAUCGCCAACGUCCGCAAAGGCCGCCUGCUAGCCCACGAAUGCGAUCUCGCAGACCUCUUCACUCGCAACUCAUCCGCCAAAGUCGCAAAGUCAGCGGGCCUCAGUCGAAUUGACGUCUUCACAGCCAACGAUCUCUUUUGGCUGAUCAAAACCAUUCGCGAGUGCCUGCACGUCUACGGCAUGGAGUACAGUGAAGUCGCCGGCCCCCAAAGCACAUGCUUCAUGGUGCGGUACUCUUUCAUGCUCAACCGAGUAGCCACGACGUACUACUUCUCCAUCGCCCUAUUCAAGCAGAGUUUCCGCUCCAACUACGGCGUCGAUAUCUGUCCGGACGGGAUCUGCAGCGCCAGAAUCAUCAGGACGAAUAUUGAUUAUGACAAGGGUGUCAGUCAUACGGAGACCAAGCGUAUCAAGAAGCUGAUGCGUGAGUACCUGGACGAAGCAGCGAAGGAGAAGCCGAAGGUUGGGAGAAGAGCGUCCUCAUUUCUAAUGAGUGGUGGGAGAGGUUCGACAGAUGGCGGCAGAGCGUCGACUGAUGGAGCGCCUCCGCCUGUUCCUCCCAAACCGCUGCAAAGGUCGGGGACUUUGAUGAGACGGGUGCCUUGA